GCAGUGCUCCCAUGCCGGCUGGUUCACCCACAACUGUGGGCACGGGGAAGAUGCUGGCGUCGUCUGCUCCGAACAUGACUAUGAAACAUCAGAAACUUUUGACACUGAGAUCCUAACACCAUUUCCUGGAGACUGGCCGCAGUUGCAACUGGUGAAUGGGUCAGGCAGAUGUUCUGGACGUGUGGAAGUUUUCUACCAUGGCCAGUGGGGCAGGGUUUGUGAUGACCAAUGGGACAUGAAUGAAGCUGAUGUGGUGUGCCGGCAGCUGAACUGCGGACGGGCCCUCACAGCUCCGGUUGGGGCCCCAUUUGGUGAAGGCGAAGGAGAGUUCCUGCUCGAUGAUGUGGACUGUACGGGAACAGAGAGUUUCCUGGGAGAGUGUCCUCAUGCCGACUGGUCCAUCCACAACUGUGGUCCUGGGGAAGACGCCGGUGUCGUCUGCUCAGAGAAUGCUGAGGAAUCACAGCCAAUGCCCCAAGUCUUACCUGCCGCUGUCUCAGCUCAACACCCUCCUGGAACUGCUGUGCGCUCCACACCCCCAGCACUCUCAGCUCCCGCCAUCCCAGAAGACAUUAACGACCCAACCAUGCCACCAGUCUCAGCAGAUAAUGAAAAGUUACCAACUGUCUUAUCAGUUCUGCCUGUGGUUGGCUCACCAUCUUUGAGUCGCAGAGCCAGCGUCCCCGGGCCCAGCCCAUCAGAAGACUGGCCCACGCUGAGGCUGGUGGAUGGCACAGGAAGAUGCUCUGGACGGGUGGAAGUUUCCUACCAGGGCACCUGGGGGUCAGUGUGCGAUGACGGCUGGGGUCUGGAGGAGGCGCAUGUCGUGUGCAGGCAGCUUGGGUGUGGCUGGGCGGUGUCUGCCCCCCUGGGCGCCCACUUCGGCCCAGGCUUUGGAAAGAUUGUCCUGGACAAUGUGCACUGCACGGGUGAGGAGAGCCACCUGACCCUGUGUGCCCACACCUGGCUCACUCACAACUGUGGUCAUGAGGAGGACGCUGGAGCCAUCUGCUCAGAUUCUGUGAUGGCGAGCCCCUCCCCUCCAGAGGCAGAAUUAUCAUCAUUAUCAUCCUCAUCAUCGUCACCAUCAGCAGCCUCCUCGUCAUUGUCAUCACUGUCAUUAUCUCCAUCAUCACCGUUGUCAUCAUCCCCAGCAUCACUCUUACCAACACCACCGCCAUCACCAUUAUCAGCAAAAACUAGUCUAUCUACUGUGGAAAUACCAACUGCCCCUGUCACCUCUGGGGAAGAACAAACACCAAUAGCUGAUGGUGUCUCAGAGCCUCCACUGACCACAGCCCCUGAGGCCUUGACACCUGCACCUACAGGGGACUGGAUGGCCGUGAGGCUGGUGGACGGCAUGGGAAGCUGCUCAGGCCGAGUGGAGGUUCUCGUCCAGGGCACUUGGGGGACCGUGUGUGACGACCUCUGGGACCUGGCCGAGGCCGCUGUCGUGUGUCGCCAACUGCAGUGUGGCCAGGCAGUGGCGGCCCCCACAGGGGCCCACUUCGGGGCAGGCUCUGGGAAGAUCAUGCUGGACAACAUGCAGUGUGUGGGCAGUGAGAGCCACCUGGGGCAGUGCGUGCGUGGGGAUGGGGCCCAGCCCAACUGUGGGCACCUGGAGGACGCCGGCGUUGUCUGCACAGGUGCUGAUUCCACAGCUGCUCUGCCUGCAGCCCACGAGACCCUACUUCCCAUGUCCUCAGUGAUAUCUGAGGCCCAACGCGUAGCUUCCUCUGCACCUCCAGGAGGCUGGGCCCCUGUGCGGCUGGUCGGCAGCCGUGGGAACUGUGUGGGCCGCGUGGAGCUUUUCUACCAGGGAGUCUGGGGCACUGUGUGUGAUGACCUCUGGGACCUGCCAGAAGCGAACAUCGUCUGCAAACAGCUGGGCUGCGGCUGGGCCGUUGCGGCGCCGGGUGAGGCCCACUUUGGGAAGGGUUCCGGGAAGAUCCUCCUUGACAACGUGCACUGCCGGGGCGACGAGGGGCACCUGCAGGAGUGCUCCCACGUUGGCUGGUUCUCCCACAACUGUGAGCACGGGGAGGACGCCGGCGUCAUCUGCUCAGAUGCUGACUACUCAAUGGUCACGCCACCAGAAAAACCUCACUGCGGCAGUGUUAUUACUAAUUCAUCUGGAGCAAUCAGGAACCCCCCGCAGAACGAGAUGCAUGACAACAUAACCUGUGUGUGGGAAAUCAAGGCAAACGCGUCUGAUCACAUACUGCUCGCAUUUCCGUAUCUUAACCUCGACUGCACCAAUGAAUAUUUUGAAAUCCUGGACGGCCCUCCAGCCUCAGCCAAGUCCCUGGGGAAGACCUGCUCUGGAACCUACCUCACCUACUCAUCCUCCUCCAACUCAAUGACCCUCGUGUACUUCCGAAGCUUCAACAACAUAGGAAAGAACUUUGUUGCUUAUUAUUAUUCUGCAACCAAAGGCCCCAACCCCUUAAGCCUCGACUGCACCAAUGAAUAUUUUGAAAUCCUGGACGGCCCUCCAGCCUCAGCCAAGUCCCUGGGGAAGACCUGCUCUGGAACCUACCUCACCUACUCAUCCUCCUCCAACUCAAUGACCCUCGUGUACUUCCGAAGCUUCAACAACAUAGGAAAGAACUUUGUUGCUUAUUAUUAUUCUGCAACCAAAGAAGCAGUUUCACGGACCCCGAAUCUGAUCACAAUCCCAACAGCAGCACCCAGGACAGUAACAGCAAGACCAGGGGACUGGCCAGAGCUGCGGCUGGUGGGCAGCUCAGGCCGGUGCUCAGGACGCGUGGAGGUCCUCCACCAGGGGGCCUGGGGCACUGUGUGCGAUGACCUGUGGGACCUGAACGAAGCCGAAGUCGUGUGCCGACAGCUGGGCUGCGGUCGGGCCGUGUCCGCCCUCGGGAAGGCCCACUUUGGCCCGGGCUCUGGAGACAUCCUCCUGGACAACCUGCAGUGCUCCGGGGCGGAGCGCUACCUGGGCCAGUGCGCCCACGCAGACUGGUCGGAGCACAACUGCGGCCACCACGAGGAUGCUGGCGUCAUCUGCUCAGAUGCUGAAGAAUCACUUAUUAAUAGCCCAGGGGACUGGCCAGAGCUGCGGCUGGUGGGCAGCUCAGGCUGGUGCUCAGGACGCGUGGAGGUCCUCCACCAGGGGGCCUGGGGCACUGUGUGCGAUGACCUGUGGGACCUGGACGAAGCCGAAGUCGUGUGCCGACAGCUGGGCUGCGGUCGGGCCGUGUCCGCCCUCGGAAAGGCCCACUUUGGCCCGGGCUCUGGAGACAUCCUCCUGGACAACCUGCAGUGCUCCGGGGCAGAGCGCUACCUGGGCCAGUGCGCCCACGCGGGAUGGUCAGAGCACAACUGCGGCCACCACGAGGAUGCUGGUGUCAUCUGCUCAGAUGCAGAAGAACUGCCUCCUCCCACACCUCCAGGUCCUUCCACGGCCUCUCAGGAUCUCUUAACAGGAGAACAUAACGCUUGUGGAGGGGUCAUUUCUGGUCUCUCAGGCUCAUUUUCCAGUCCACAGUAUCCGGAAAACUAUCCAACAGACAUCCAGUGUGUUUGGGAGAUCCACGUGGACAAAACCUUCCGCAUAGAACUCAUGAUUCCAAGUUUGAAAAUGGAAGAUGUCCUUGGAUGUCCCUAUGACUCCGUUGAAAUCUUUGAUGGCCCCAGGAUUGCCUCGCUCUCCAUGGGGAAGCUCUGUGCCUCAGUAGCUGUGAUGUUUUUCUCCUCCUCAGACAUCCUGACAGUAGUGUUCCGAAGCGAUUCUGUGAUCACCAAUACUGGCUUUUAUGCUCUGUUCAAUGCGAUUCCACAGGGCGAAAUACAAUCAGAAGAUGGACUGGAGCUGCGGCUGGUGGGCAGUUCUGGACGGUGCUCGGGACGCGUGGAGGCCUUCCACCAGGGGACCUGGGGCACCAUAUGUGAUGACCUGUGGGACCUGAAUGAAGCCGAGGUCGUCUGCCGACAGCUGGGGUGCGGGCAGGCCAUUGCUGCCCCCGGAAAGGCCCACUUUGGAGCGGGCUCUGGAGACAUCCUCCUGGACAAUAUUCAGUGUCUGGGAAGUGAGAACCACCUUGGCCAGUGCCCCAGCUCUGGCUGGUCCGACCACAAUUGUGGCCACCAUGAGGACGCUGGAGUCAUCUGCUCAGAUGCUGGGGACUGGGCACCAGAUGUGACUCCUGCACCCCCAGGAGGCAGCAACUCCUGUGGGGGAGUGAUUUCGGGUCUCUCGGGCUCCUUCUCCAGUCCUUGGUACCCAACAAACUACCCCACUGACGUGGAGUGCGUCUGGGUGAUGCACGUGGCCGAGAAGUUCCACAUACAGCUGUCAAUCCCAAGCCUAAAAUUAGAAGACAUCUAUGGGUGCCCACAUGACUUCAUUGAAGUAUUUGAUGGACAGCAAGCUGCCUCACUCUCCCUGGGCAGAUUUUGUGCUGGAGCAGAGCUCACAUUCUUGUCCUCUACAAACAUCAUGACCGCAGUGUUCAGAAGUGACGCCAUGAUCACCAACACAGGCUUUCACGCUCUGUACAAUGCCAUUCAGCGAGAUGAAACGGAGAGGGGUAUGUCCCUGAGACUAAUGAAUGGCAGUCACAGGUGUGAGGGCCGGGUGGAAGUCUUCUACAAUGGCACCUGGGGCACAGUGUGCGAUGACAACUGGGACCUGACAGACGCCAGGGUGGUGUGCCAACAACUCGGCUGUGGUGAGGCCUGGUCAGCCCCGGCUCAGAGCUACUUUGACAGAGGCACUGGCCACAUCAUGCUGGAUGACAUGCAGUGCACAGGAAAUGAAGCAAAGGUGUGGCAAUGCGUGCACAAUGGAUGGUUUUCCCACAACUGUGGGCACCAUGAGGAUGCCAGCGUCAUCUGCUCAGGUGUUGAUGGUGGUCCAAACAUAGGACCAGCAGGCUCCACUGGUGGCAGCCCUCCUGCAGGUGAAAAUUUCCGUUGUGGCGGUUUGCUCACUAAUAAUUCGGGCUCCUUCUCCAGUCCUUGGUACCCUGAGAAAUACCCUCCAAACACGGUGUGUGCCUGGGACAUACAAGUGGAUAUCAGGGCUCGUGUCAAACUUACAUUUGAAGUGGUGAAGAUGGAAGAUUUCUACGGCUGUCCGUACGACUUCGUUGAAAUCUUUGAUGGCCCACAGAGCGAAACUUUUUCUCUGGGGAGGUUCUGUUCCAGCACAACCCCGGUAUUUACCUCCUCCUCAAAUCGCCUGACGGUCGUCUUCCACAGCGAUGCCAUCAUCACCAACACUGGUUUUCAUGCCUCCUAUGAGUCCCUUGUGCCAGAUGAGAACAGUACUGGUGUGGCCGUCAGGCUGAGCAGAGGCAGCCACAGGUGUGAGGGCCGCGUGGAGCUGCACUUCAACGGUAGCUGGGGGACAGUGUGUGAUGACAGCUGGGACCUGCGUGAUGCCCAGGUGGUCUGCAGGCAGCUGGCCUGUGGCAGGGCGGUGUCAGCCCCUGGAAGGGCACAUUUCCACCGAGGCCUGGGCCCCAUUGCUCUGGACGACGUGGAGUGUGUGGGCACUGAAGCCAGGCUGUGGCAGUGCGUGCACAAUGGCUGGUUCUCUCACAACUGCGGCCACCAUGAAGAUGCCGGCGUCGUCUGCUCAGCCUCCCUGCCUUCCUCGGCGCCGUCGGCCGCUGCGAGCUACUCGACUUCAGCGUCUUUUCCUGAGCUGACAGAGGGGCCCACACCAGCAGGUCUGGGCCUGCGGCUGGUGAAUGGGUCAAGCAGGUGUGAAGGCCGAGUGGAAGUCUACCACGCUGACACCUGGGGCACUGUGUGUGAUGACAGCUGGUCCAUACGGGAUGCCCACGUGGUCUGCAGACAGCUCGGCUGUGGCCUGGCUGUGUCUGCCCUCCCGGGGGCCAGCUUCAGCCCCGGGUCAGGCAGCAUCCUCCUGGAUGAUGUCACCUGCACAGGGAGGGAGUCCUCCCUGGGGCAGUGUCCUCACAGUGGCUGGUUCAACCACAACUGCGGGCACCACGAAGAUGCUGGCGUCAUCUGCUCAGCAGAUUCUGCAGCUGCUGGACCUCCAGGUAUCUUUUCUUCAGCUCCUACAAAACAGCCACGUGUUUCCCAUCCAAUAGCUACGGAAGGUGCCCCAGAAUCCGCAGAAACAGCUCCUGCAGUUGAAUCUCUGAGUAUUGCUGUAACCACCUUACCAGCUUCAGUUUCAACCACUGCGACCGCCACACCAGGUAUUUCUUCAACCUCAGCAGAAGUGGCCUCUCCAUCUGAUGAAUUUUCGAGCUCAGAGGAAAUGGACACUCCCUCUGAUGAAUCUUUAAGCCCAGAAGAAGUGGACACCCGCUCUGAUGAAUCUUUGAGCCCAGAAGAAGUGGACAUCCCCUCUGAUGAAUCUUUGAGCCCAGAAGUAGUGGACACUCCCUCUGAUACAACUCCCACUUCUGACCCAGAGCUGCCUUCACCAGGCAUGCUCUCUGCAGUCUACAGUAGGCCUGGUGAGUGACUCUCUCAGAAACCCCA
Messenger RNA from Manis javanica (Malayan pangolin), 6486 nucleotides. Lineage: Eukaryota; Metazoa; Chordata; Mammalia; Pholidota; Manidae. The record is from RefSeq and is a predicted model, not a curated record.